This is a messenger RNA of Lates calcarifer (barramundi perch), 1026 nucleotides long. RefSeq names its product ras suppressor protein 1. NCBI's taxonomy places the organism in Eukaryota, Metazoa, Chordata, Actinopteri, Centropomidae. The transcript is spliced from 8 exons. Gene Ontology annotation, molecular function: protein binding. The record is from RefSeq and is a predicted model, not a curated record. Bases 269 to 1000 code for a protein of 243 amino acids.
GCCAAACUCGGAAAAACUGAGAAACGCAAAGGAAAAAUGAAAAACGCAACAGACACACGAUGACUUUAAAGUUUCGGGAGCUCUCAGUUUGACACUGAGGUGUGGCCGAACACGUCGAGGAACAGGAAGUAUCCUAUUAUGGAAUAGUGGUUCUCAUAUAAACUUCCGGUAGGGUGUGAGCUUGAAGCGAAGGGUCUAUCUGGAAUUAAAGAGCGACUAUUUUCCCUUUUUCAUCCCUCUUUUUCACACGCGUUUUCAGGAAAAAAAAAUGUCGAAGUCUUUGAAGAAGAUAGUGGAGGAGAGUCGGGACAAGAACCUCCCAGAGGUGGAGAUGUGCGACAGAGGCAUUUCGAACAUGUUGGACAUUCAAGGACUCUUCACUCUGUCCAACAUCACUCAGCUGGUGCUCAGCCACAAUAAACUCACAGCUGUACCUCCUAACAUCUCUGAGCUGAAGAACCUGGAGGUCCUAAACAUGUUCAACAACCAAAUCGAGGAGCUGCCCACUCAGAUCAGCAGUCUUCAGAAGCUGAAACACCUCAACCUUGGUAUGAAUCGUAUGAGCAGCUUGCCCAGAGGAUUCGGUUCGUUGCCAGCUCUGGAAGUGUUGGACCUUACCUACAACAACCUGAACCAGAGCUCCCUGCCUGGAAACUUCUUCUACCUCACCACUCUUCGUGCUCUCUAUCUGAGUGACAACGACUUUGAGGUCCUGCCUGCUGACAUUGGGAAGCUGACAAAGUUGCAAAUAUUGAGUCUGAGGGAUAAUGAUCUGAUCUCGCUGCCUAAGGAGAUUGGGGAGUUGGCUCAACUCAAAGAACUUCACAUCCAGGGCAACAGACUGACUGUCCUGCCCCCUGAACUUGGUAACCUGGAUCUGACUGGUCCUAAACAGGUGUUUAAAGCAGAGAACAAUCCCUGGGUCACUCCCAUUGCAGACCAGUUCCAGCUGGGUGUCUCUCAUGUUUUUGAAUAUGUUCGCUCAGAGACCUAUAAGUAGUAAGUGCAAACACACACACACACACA